Coniosporium apollinis CBS 100218 is the source of this 2097-nucleotide messenger RNA. Its product is annotated as acetoacetate-CoA ligase. Gene Ontology annotation, molecular function: acetoacetate-CoA ligase activity. Gene Ontology annotation, biological process: lipid metabolic process. The coding region runs from base 1 to 2097 and encodes 698 amino acids. Gene Ontology annotation, cellular component: cytosol. NCBI's taxonomy places the organism in Eukaryota, Fungi, Ascomycota, Dothideomycetes. The record is from RefSeq and is a predicted model, not a curated record. The transcript is spliced from 4 exons.
AUGGUCGACUCUUCCCAAGAAAUCAUGCCCAUCCCCCGCAAACUCUGGGAACACCCCUCCCCCAAAUCCACCCAAAUGUACCAAUUCAUGCAAUCCGCCAACCAGCGGCACGACCUCAACCUCCAAACGUUCCAAGAUCUCCACAACUGGUCCGUAACCGACCCCGUCCCCUUCUGGGCCGACGUCUGGAGCACUGCCUCCCUAAUCCACUCCGGCACCUACACCACCGUCGUGGACCCCACGGCGCGCAUCGACUCCCUCCCGAAAUGGUUCCAAGGCGUGCGGCUCAACUUCGCCGAGAACAUACUCUUCUCCCGCGCGGAGAAGGAUGCAGGCCAGCGCACCACGCGUGGGAAAGAAGACGCCAAAGUCGCCGUCACCCAAGCCCGGGAAGGCGGCUUCGAGGUGCAGGAUGUUACUUACGGCGAGCUGCGACGGCGCGUCGGGGCGUUAGCACAGGCGCUCAAGGCCCGGGGCGUGCGCAAGGGCGAUCGUGUAGCCAUCGUGGCCUCCAACAGUGUGGAUACGUUGGCGGUGUUUCUGGCGACGACGGCGCUGGGCGGGCUGUUCAGUAGCAGUAGUACUGAUAUGGGGACGAAGGGGGUGCUGGAUCGGCUGCUGCAGAUCAGGCCGAAGUGGGUGUUUGUUGAUGAUUGGGCGGUGUAUAACGGGAAGACGGUGGAAUUGAGGGGCAAGAUGAAGGAGAUCGUGGAAGGGUUGGGUGGAGUGAGCGAGUUCGAGGGGUGUGUUGCGCAGCCGAGGUUUAAGGAACCGGCGGACGUGAGCAGUGUGCCUAGGGCGAUGACGCUGGAGAAGUUUUUGGAGGCCGCAGAGGGGAGGACGGAGCUCGAGUUCGAGCGGGUGGAGUUUAGUGACCCGUUUCUGGUGGUAUACUCGAGCGGCACGACGGGUCAGCCGAAGUGCAUCGUGCAUUCGACUGGUGGUGUGCUGAUCAGCUCGAUGAAGGAGGGGAAGCUCCAUAGGGACCUAGGACCUGAUACCGUGCAGUUGCAGUAUACUACGACUGGCUGGAUCAUGUACAUGUCCGCCGUCCUGGCGCUGCUAUACGGGGGCCGCAGCAUUCUCUACGAUGGCAGUCCCUUUCAACCAGACCUCACCUCCUUCAUCCGUCUUGUAGGGGAGCAAAAAGUCACCAACUUAGGCAUUUCCCCCCGCUACCUCCACGAGCUUCAAAAACACUCCGUUAUCCCCCAGCGCACCACCGACCUAUCCUCCCUGCGUGCCGUAACAAGCACAGGCAUGGUCCUCCCCGACGCCCUCUUCGUCUGGUUCUACGACGUCGCCUUUCCUCCCUCCGUCCAACUCGCAAACAUCUCCGGCGGCACUGACAUCGCCGGGUUAUUCGGGGCGGAGAAUCCUUUGCAGCCUCUCUACGUCGGCGGAUGCAUGGGCCCUUCUCUGGGGGUCAAGGUCGAGGUGUAUGAUUCCACCAUUGAGGGCGGCAAGGGGGCCCAGGGACGCGCGGUGGAGGAUGGUGUGCCGGGGGAGUUGGUGGCGACGAGGCCGUUCCCGAAUGUGCCGGUGUUUUUUUGGGGGGAUGAGAGUGGGGAGAAGUAUUGGAAUGCGUAUUUUGCGCGGUUUGAUAAUGUGUGGACGCAUGGGGAUUUUGUGGUUAGGCAUCCCAGCACGGGGCAGCUGGUGUUUUUGGGCAGGGCGGAUGGAGUGUUGAAUCCUUCGGGUGUGAGAUUUGGGUCCGCGGAGAUCUACAACGUGGUUGAAAGGUUUUUCCCGCAGGUAGCGGAUAGCAUUUGUGUUGGACGAAGAAGACCGCAGGAUGCGGACGAGGCAGUGAUGCUGUUCUUACUGAUGGCGGAAGGAGAGCGGUUCACAAAAGACCUCGUGAGUGAGGUCAAGAGGAGAAUAGGGAAGGAGUUGAGUCCGCGGCAUGUGCCCAAGUUUGUUUUUGAGACGAAGGAGAUUCCGACGACAGUCAACCUCAAGAAAGUGGAGCUGCCGGUGAAGCAGAUCGUGUCUGGUCGAAUCAUCAAGCCGUCGGGAACGCUUCUCAAUCCGCGGAGCCUGCAGUAUUACUACCAGUUUGCGAAAGUGGAAGAGCCGGUCAAGAGCAAGCUAUAG